AUGUCGUUAAAAAUUCAAUUAUACUUCACUCUUACGUUCAUUUCAUUCGCAUACAGUGAGAAUAUAAUUAUAAAAUUAAAAACAAAACAACUCAUCGACAGCAUAAUUUCGGAUACAUCUGUUAAAUAUUUAACGAAACUGGCACAGGUGUUUGCUAAAAAGGCAGCUGAGACUUUUAUAAAGGAAAUAAAGAAUAGAGAACAUUUAUUAGACGAUUCUUUGAGAAUUAACUCAUAUAGCUUUUUAAAAAAGAAACCUGUCCAUAAGAUCAUAUCUACAACGACUAAAAGGAGUGCAACAGUUGAAGAGAGACUAACAGAAGACGAAGCUUACAAACUGCUGGACAAGCCGUAUCCUGAUGGAGAUAACUUAGGGUGGCAUUCUCAAGAGAAGAUUUUAGAUGAUGAAGAUACGGAGACGAAAGCGAUUCCUGUGUACGGUGUCAUGAAAGUCAAUGGAAUUUAUGUGCGAAGGUUGUUAGGCGUUGGAAUGAUUUAACUGUUAAAUUAAAAAGAAGUAAAGAUAACAAUAUGACUAAAAAUAAUUGUAUAAGAAUAGACAUUAAAAUAUGUAAUUAUG
Molecule: messenger RNA, 579 nt
Organism: Bicyclus anynana (squinting bush brown)
Lineage: Eukaryota; Metazoa; Arthropoda; Insecta; Lepidoptera; Nymphalidae
Exons: 2
Coding region: 1-498 (165 amino acids)
Source: RefSeq, a predicted model, not a curated record